Exserohilum turcica Et28A is the source of this 543-nucleotide messenger RNA. RefSeq lists its product as uncharacterized. The record is from RefSeq and is a predicted model, not a curated record. The coding region runs from base 1 to 543 and encodes 180 amino acids. Lineage: Eukaryota; Fungi; Ascomycota; Dothideomycetes; Pleosporales; Pleosporaceae. The transcript has a single exon.
AUGUGUGCAGGAGAGAAGCGCUGGUCCAUGGCGGAGUCGACGGAGCUGCUGGCCGCCUGUCUGAAACGCAUGUCCAAGGGCAAGAGAGCCUCGAAUGCAGGGCCAAACGGGCGAGACAGGCCAAGGACAGCAUCCGAUGCAUGGAUCCGAGGGCCACAUGGGCGAGUUAGCUGGCAGCGUGCCUGGGCGAGUCAUUUGCACUCGUGGGCACUGGAGAUGCCGAGGGAGCGGUACAUAGACAGUCGCAAUAGUCGUGGCAUGGCGGCCGUAGGAGUAGCAAGCUUUGGCGAGACGCCUCUGCCUCCAAAGAAAGCGCCCUACCGCAUGCUUAGCCAGCGCCAGAACGACCAGUCUCUGCUCGUAUUCGUGGCCUGGGCCCAUGCUGGUGGUGUCCGAAAAAACAAGUCCGACAAUAUUAAUAAUAAGGGUAAUACGCACCAGCUGAGGUUAGUUUUUGGAAUCUCACCCUCGCCGCCGGGCGCUCCGUGGAUAAGGUUAAGUCGACAACAUGGGCGCAUAAACACGCACUCGACAACGGCAUGA